This is a messenger RNA of Corticium candelabrum, 1913 nucleotides long. RefSeq names its product DEAD-box ATP-dependent RNA helicase CshA-like. The transcript has a single exon. Lineage: Eukaryota; Metazoa; Porifera; Homoscleromorpha; Homosclerophorida; Plakinidae. The record is from RefSeq and is a predicted model, not a curated record. The coding region runs from base 12 to 1715 and encodes 567 amino acids. Gene Ontology annotation, molecular function: RNA helicase activity; RNA binding; ATP binding.
UGUUAUUCGUAAUGUCGGUGUUCAACGUAGCACGUGGACUGUGUCGGUCUCGAACUCUACAACGUCUCCACAGCCGAGUCACUUCGCUCGGAUUUUUCUUUACAGGGGCAAGAAGAUUGUCAGAUCAUCUUCCUGGGGAACCCAGUGAGAAUUCAGUCGAGCUUUUUGCCAAGAAGCUGAAUGUUUCCGACGUAGAAGCAAUCGAUGUUAGACACGGAGAUGGUUACUUCUCAGAGCAGUUCGAUUCGUUCAGUACACUUGGCAUCGAGGAAUGGUUGGUUGACCGUUUGACGGAGCUUGGCUACAAGAGGCCAUUUGAGAUUCAAGCCAGAACACUACCCUUGGCGUUACAAGGCAAAGAUGUUAUUGGGAGGGCUUUGACCGGUAGUGGGAAGACUCUGGCGUUUGCUCUACCUAUUGUGCAAAGACUAAUGGAAGGACAUAGUCGAAGUGGACCACGCGCAUUUGUUAUUGCACCUACACGAGAGCUCUGUAAUCAAGUGCAUCGGGCUGUAUCAGAGAUUACAGAUAGAAUACAAUGUGUAGCUCUGUAUGGUGGUGCACCUUACGAAAAGCAGGAACGAGAGCUAAGACAAUAUCCUGAUGUCAUCUGUGCUACUCCUGGUCGACUUAAUGAUCACGUUGAGAGAGGCAAUCUUUCUCUUAGAAAUGUUCGUAUUGUGAUUCUUGAUGAGGCUGAUGAACUUUUUACGCCUAAUUUUCAUCAGCAGAUUGAAGGAGUUCUUGAAGAUACGCCUGAUGACAAGCAAAUGUUACUGUUUAGUGCUACAAUGCCUAGACAAACUGAACAGGCCACUAAGAGGUAUAUGCGUAACCCUGAAACUAUUGACCUUACCAGCAAGAAAGUUAUGCCAUCAAACAUUAUUCACCAAGCACUACAAAUACCAUUUUACCAUCAACUUGAUGUUGUGACUGAUAUCUUGCAAAUGUAUCAGUCUGAAAGAGCUAUUGUUUUUGCACCAACAAAAGCUUUGGCUACUGAACUGGCAGCAAGAUUGGCAACAAUAGGUGUCAAUGCUGAACCCCUUCACUCAGAUCUAUCUCAGAGGCUAAGAGAGAAUUGUUUACAGCGUUUCCGAGAUGGCAAGGUGAACACGUUGGUAGCAACAGAUGUUGCUGCUCGAGGGCUAGAUGUUCCUGAGAUAGAUUUAGUUAUCCAAGUUGGUCCACCUCCCAGUGGCACAGAUUAUUACAUCCAUCGUACUGGGAGGACAGGCCGUGCUGGUCGGCAAGGACGUGCAAUACUGAUUUACUCUCGUGACCCCCAGCAACUCGACUUUGUAGAUGAAGUCAGUGAUUUAGUAGAUGUUGAACAUAUUCAGCCUCCAUCAUACCAACAAGUAACAGAAAAUGCCAUCAAAGGUGCUGUCCAACAAGUCAAGAAAUUUGACCAACUCUUGGCUAAUUUAGCAACUACAGAUGCAGAGCUUCUGCAGGAGGAGAUGGGCACAGCUGCUCUUUCUGCAGCGUUAGCCAUUAUUGCUAAUGUCAAAGAAAAAAGAAGUUCGUCAAGUACAUCAAGGGGAAGGUCUGCAUUUCAUGAUCGACCAGCAAACAGAAGUAAUAGAUACAAUCACAGGCAUGGUCACAGAAAGAACUCUCGAUACAAUGAUUCAUCAAUUGAAAGGAGAUGGGGAAAGCAGCAUCAGUUUCAUCGAUUUCGUAAACAAUGGCAGUGGGAUAAAAAGUAUUGAUUGCUUUGUAGUGUGUUAUAGAUGAGAGUGUUAACGUAUUGCUUUGUUGAUAUAAUGGUUGGAUGAAUACACUGAAGGAUGGAUGAGUUUAGGUUUGGUGGAGAGUGUGUCUUUGAUCAAUAACAAGAUAGGGUUAGAGCAGGGGUUUAAUAGUUACAAUAGGCAGAGUUACAAAUGCUAGCAGUGCACCUUCCUUGA